Molecule: messenger RNA, 1691 nt
Organism: Solanum dulcamara
Lineage: Eukaryota; Viridiplantae; Streptophyta; Magnoliopsida; Solanales; Solanaceae
Product: probable pectinesterase/pectinesterase inhibitor 59
Exons: 2
Coding region: 35-1642 (535 amino acids)
Biological process (GO): cell wall modification
Molecular function (GO): pectinesterase activity; pectinesterase inhibitor activity
Source: RefSeq, a predicted model, not a curated record
UAGUUCCUCUCGUUACCUUAAUAAAAACAACACAAUGUCAACUUAUAAGUUCAAUUUUUUACUCCUUAUACUCUGUUCUCUUUCUCUGUUCCUAAAUCAAUCCUUGUCCAAUACUGAUGAUCAAGAAACAAGUGAUCAUGACAUAAAUUGGUGGUGUAGUAAAACUCCUCAUCCUGAUCCAUGUAAUCACUUCAUGUCAUCCGGUGAUGUCAAACCCAAAAAUAAAUCCGAGUUUCGAACCAUGACGGUCCAAGUGGCCAUGGAUCAUGUCAUUCAGGUGCAGAGUCAUGCAAAGAAUGUAAGCCAAAAUUGCAGGGGAAAACGCAAGAAGUUAGUGUGGAUGGAUUGUGAAAAGCUCAUGGAUGAUACUAUCCUCCAAUUGAACCGUAGUCUCGAUGGCAUCAAGUCGAAUUCAAGUUCUUGUUCUGAUUUUGAUGCACAAACUUGGCUAAGCGCCUCGUUGACAAACAUCGAGACCUGUCUAUCAGGAUCGAAUGAUCUCAAUGUUUCCAACAUCCUCCAGCCGAAUUUAUCCACUAACGUUUCUCAGUUGAUUAGUAAUUGUUUAGCUGUGAACGGGGAGUUCAUGGACGCGGAAAAUACAACACAAGUUGGUGGAUUUCCCAAUUGGCUUACGACUAGUGAAAGAAAGUUGUUGCAAACCUCGUCGAUAGACUUGAUGGCUACGAAGGCCAAUUAUGUGGUGGCUAAAGAUAAAUCGGGUGGUUUUCGGUCAAUUCAGGCUGCAAUAAAUUAUGCAGCGUCGAGGAGAGUUGGAAAUCAGAGAAUCGUUAUAUAUAUCAAAAGGGGUGUUUAUAAGGAGAAUAUUUUGGUAGGUCCUACAAUGGAUAAGAUCAUGUUAGUUGGUGAUGGCUUGAAAUACACUAUAAUCACAGGAAGCCGCAGUGUUGCUGCUGGUUUCACAACUUACAGUACUGCAACUGUUGGGGUGGAUGGGAUUGGAUUCAUUGCUCGAGGCAUCACAUUCCGAAACACGGCAGGGCCACAAAACGGCCAAGCAGUAGCUCUACGAUCAGCAUCCGAUCUAUCAGUGUUCUACGGUUGUGGUUUUGAAGGCUACCAAGACACUCUCUUUGUCCAAUCUCAACGACAAUUCUACAAAUCAUGUUAUAUUUACGGCACCAUAGAUUUCAUCUUUGGCAACGCCGCAGUUGUUUUCCAAAAUUGCAUGAUUUACGUCCGUAAACCUUUAUGGGGACAAGUUAACGUGAUCACAGCACAAGGAAGAAAUGAUCCUUUUCAAAACACAGCAAUUUCAAUUCACAACUCUAGGAUUAUGGCAGCUUCCGAUCUUCUUCCAGUAAUUGGAUCGUUUCAAACAUAUUUAGGACGCCCGUGGCAACAAUAUUCGAGAACGGUUAUUAUGAAGACUUAUUUAGACACUUUGGUGAAUCGAGCAGGCUGGUUGACUUGGUUAGAUUCUAAUUUUGCUUUGAGUACAUUGUACUAUGCGGAAUAUGGUAAUAUUGGACCAGCGGCUUCGACAAGGUAUAGGGUGAAGUGGCCUGGUUAUCAUGUCAUAAAGAAUGGGAAUGUUGCUUCUAAGUAUACUGUUGCAAGCCUUAUAGCUGGCCGGGCGUGGUUGCCUUCUACUGGUGUGCCAUUCACUGCGGGGUUGUGAAGAACAAGUGUUAUUAUUAUUACACUCUUUUAUUUGGGUUGUUAUUUUU